AUGAGGUGGCUGGUGCUGGCGCUGCUCUGCCUCCAGCUUGGGCAGGGGACGGUGAGGAUCCCCCUGAGGAAAGGCAGGUCCAUUCAGGAGGUGAUGAGGGACAAGGGGGUGCCGGAGGGUUUCCUGAAGGAUCUCAGAGGGGACCCUGGUAGGAAAUACCAGCUCAGUAACGCUGUGGCUUAUGAACCGCUAGCGAACUACCUGGAUACCUACUACUUCGGGGAGAUCAGCAUCGGGACCCCUCCGCAGCAUUUCCUGGUGCUUUUUGACACCGGCUCUGCCAACCUUUGGGUGCCCUCCACCUACUGCCAGACCCCAGCCUGUGUGGAUCAUGCCAGGUUCAACAGCAGCCUGUCAACCACCUUCUCGGGCAUCAACGAGACCUACACCCUGAGCUAUGGGUUUGGUGACCUGUCGGUGGUGUUGGGGUAUGACACUGUGACAAUCCAGGACAUUGUCAUCAGUAACCAGGAGUUUGGCCUGAGCCUGGAUGAACCCACCAGACCCUUUUACUACCAGGACUUUGAUGGGAUUUUGGGCAUGGCUUACUCAGGUGUUGGCAUCCCAGGUUACAACACGCUGAUGCAGAACAUGCUGCAGCAGAGCCAGCUCACUGAGCCCAUCUUCAGCUUCUACUACUCACGCAACCCAACCUAUAGUUAUGGUGGGGAAGUCAUACUCGGAGGGGUUGACCCCCAGCUGUACUCCGGGGAGGUUUUAUGGGCUCCUGUGGUCCAGAAACCGUACUGGAAGAUCGAUAUUGAGGAGUUCUCCAUCGGGCUGUCAGCCACCGGCUGGUGCAGCCAAGGCUGUCACGGCAUUGUGGACACAGGGACGUUUCUGCUGACCGUGCCAGGACAAUUCCUGUCAGCAUUCCUGCAGGCACUGGGUGCGGAGGCGAGCAACUAUGGGUUCGUUGUCAACUGCAGCGAUGUCCCGAGCCUGCCCACCCUCUACUUUGCCAUCAGUGGAUCCCAGUUACCGCUGCCUCCCUCUGUCUAUGUCUUAAACAAUGAUGGUUUCUGCACUGUUGGGGUUGAGAGCACGUACGUUCCCUCUGACAGUGGGCAGCCACUCUGGAUCCUUGGCAACCUCUUCCUCCGGCAGUAUUACUCCAUCUUUGACAUGGGCAACAACAGGGUUGGCUUUGCCCUGUCAGCUUAG
Molecule: messenger RNA, 1164 nt
Organism: Nestor notabilis (Kea)
Lineage: Eukaryota; Metazoa; Chordata; Aves; Psittaciformes; Psittacidae
Product: gastricsin-like
Exons: 9
Coding region: 1-1164 (387 amino acids)
Biological process (GO): proteolysis
Molecular function (GO): aspartic-type endopeptidase activity
Source: RefSeq, a predicted model, not a curated record